AUGUCUACCUCCCCACUAUUACAAAGAACUCCCGGCAAGAAGAUUGCCUUGCCAACCAGAGUCGAGCCCAAAGUGUUUUUUGCUAACGAACGUACGUUCUUGUCAUGGUUAAACUUCACAGUGAUGUUAGGAGGUCUUGGGGUAGGGCUUCUGAAUUUCGGUGACAAAAUCGGUCGUAUAAGCGCUGCCCUAUUCACAGUUAUUGCCAUGGGAACCAUGGUGUAUGCCUUGGUUACAUACCAUUGGAGAGCGGCUGCUAUUCGUAGAAGAGGUUCGGGACCAUACGAUGACAGACUAGGUCCUACUCUGUUGUGUUUCUUCUUACUGGUGGCUGUUGUAGUCAAUUUCAUCCUAAGAUUCAAGUACGGCGAGACUACUGUGGGUGUUUAG
Messenger RNA from Henningerozyma blattae CBS 6284, 390 nucleotides. It is a transcript of the gene VTC1, whose product is annotated as Vtc1p. Gene Ontology annotation, cellular component: vacuolar transporter chaperone complex; fungal-type vacuole membrane. The transcript has a single exon. Bases 1 to 390 code for a protein of 129 amino acids. NCBI's taxonomy places the organism in Eukaryota, Fungi, Ascomycota, Saccharomycetes, Saccharomycetales, Saccharomycetaceae. The record is from RefSeq and is a predicted model, not a curated record.